Molecule: messenger RNA, 447 nt
Organism: Rotaria socialis
Lineage: Eukaryota; Metazoa; Rotifera; Eurotatoria; Philodinida; Philodinidae
Source: the annotation of a GenBank genome assembly
AUGGCACUUAACCGUAUUUCGAAAGAAUUGCAAGAUUUGCAACGUGAACCACCAGCUAAUGUCAGUGCUGGACCAAUUCACUCAAGCGACAUGUAUAAUUGGCAAGCAACUAUUCUUGGUCCUAGUGAUUCACCAUACCAAUCCGGUGUAUUUUUUCUUGCAAUUACUUUUCCAUCGGAUUAUCCAUUUAAACCACCACAUAUUCAUUUCACAACGAAAAUCUAUCACCCAAACAUCAAUACGAAUGGUUCAAUUUGCCUUGAUAUUCUCCGCAGUAAUUGGUCACCAGCAUUAACUAUUUCAAAAGUUUUAUUAUCGAUUUGCUCAUUACUUUGUGAUCCAAAUCCAGAUGAUCCACUUGUACCAGAAAUAGCAAGACAAUAUAAACAUGACCGGGACGGAUAUAAUGCCACAGCUCGAAAUUGGACAAAAAAGUAUGCUACAUGA